AAAUACAACCCAUUUCAGAACAAUCGACUGGCGGAGCAUUCUCGGAGAGUUAUCGCGAUGCUGCCCCAGCCUUGCCUAUAAAGAAUACCUCGCUUAAUGGCACGGCAGAACAGCAUUUCAGGGAGAUGCUGUGAUGAACACUGUUCAGAUGGAUGAGAUGCACACUAUUAUGUGUUGAUGACACGACGGUCUCCUACAGUCUCGCAUGAUCUGUCAGGCCCUGGGAAAUCACGAGCCAAUUUUCAAGUCAGCACACUCUCUCUCCUUCCCACACCUUUCCACACUGGCAGGCCAAUGUAACUGUGAGAUAUAAACAACUACGCAAAACUUGGUCAGAGUGAGAAAUACCUUAACAUGGCCAUCUGAAGAAAAGACCUAAUCUUCCUUGUGACACGUAUCUCCAGUCUUGCUAGUUGUACCGGAGGAUCAGACCGGGGAAUCUCCAGAUGUCGCUUCCUACCUCUAUGAUUCCCUAAUGCCCACGAAACGCCUCAAAGCCACAGAUCCUCUCCUCCCACAGCUCCCACUCCAAGCUCUGAGGCACUGCAGGCUGCACAGGACACCAUGGUGCGACGUGUGGCUGUGGUGGGCGCAGGCAUCAGCGGGUUGGCAGCCAUCAAGUGCUGCCUGGAAGAGGGGCUGGAGCCCAUCUGCUUCGAGCAGAGUGAGGACAUCGGGGGGCUCUGGUGCUACACGGAAAAGCCAGAGGAAGGCAGAGCUAGCAUCUACCGCACUGUCUUCACCAAUUCCUGCAAGGAGAUGAUGUGCUACCCUGACUUCCCCUUCCCUGAUGACUACCCCAACUAUAUACACAACACAAGGCUCCAUAAGUACAUCCGUGACUACGCACAGCAUUUUGACCUUCUCCAGCACAUCCGCUUUAAGACCACAGUCACCAAGAUAAGGAAGCGCCCUGACUUCAGCGCUACGGGGCAGUGGGAGGUGGUUACACGGAGAGACGGGAAGGAAGAGGCAGCGGUUUUCGAUGCUGUUAUGGUUUGCACUGGACACCAUGUCUACCCAAACCUCCCUCUUGCCCACUUCCCAGGGAUAGAGAAGUUUAAAGGCUCCUACUUACACAGCCGAGAGUACAAGGAGCCAGAAAAGUUCAGAGGGAAGAAGGUGCUGGUGAUUGGCUUGGGCAACUCUGGCUGUGACAUUGCUGUGGAGCUCAGCACUGUGGCCUCGCAGGUUUACCUGAGCUCCCGAAGUGGCUCCUGGGUGAUGAGCCGUGUCUGGAACUUUGGCUACCCCUGGGACAUGCUGCUCAUCACCCGCUUCUGGACGUGGCUGGACAACUUUCUCCCCAAAGCAGUCAGUGACUGGCUCUAUGUCAGGGGCAUGAACCAGCAGUACAAACAUGAGGACUUUGGCCUAAUGCCGGUGGAUGGAGCAUCCCGCAGGGAACCGGUGUUGAAUGAUGACAUCCUGAGCCGCAUCACCUGUGGUGUGGUGCUGAUAAAGCCAAAUGUGAAGGAAUUCAGAGAAAAGUCAGUCUUGUUUCAAGAUGGGACUGUGCAGGACGACCUCGAUGUGGUUAUCUUUGCCACUGGCUACUCUCACUCCUUUCCUUUCAUGGAGGAUGAAUCCAUCAUCGAAAGCAGGAACAAGGAGAUUAACCUCUACAAAUGCAUUGUUCCUCCUCAGCUAGAGAAGCCAACCAUGGCAGUCAUUGGGUUGGUCCAGUCCUUUGGAUCCGCCAUCCCGACAGCAGAUGUGCAGUGCCGCUGGGCGGUCAAGGUGUUUCAGGGGCUCUGCAAGCUCCCCUCGGUCAGUGAGAUGCUGGAGGACAUAGAGGAGAUGAAGAGGAAUAAGAUCAAAUGGUUCGGGAAAAGUGACACGCUGCAGACUGAUUACAUCACCUACAUGAAUGAGUUGACCUCAGACAUCGGUGUGAAGCCCAAUGUACUCAAGCUCCUGCUCACAGACCCACUACUGGCCCUCAAGGUCUUCUUUGGCCCCUGCACCCCCUACCAGUUCCGCCUGACAGGGCCAGGGAAGUGGAGUGGAGCCAGGAAAGCCAUCUUCACUCAGUGGGACCGGACACUGAAGGCCACAAGGACACGUGAAGCCCCCCCUGCUACCACUACACUCCCCAGCCUGCUGGUGCUGGGGAUGCUCUUCCUCCCGCUUCUCCUCCUCCUCACUGUGCUCUACUGGUAGGGGGAUGGGGAGGGCUGCAGGCUUACCAAGUGGCUUCUGUAUGCAGGAUACUUCCUGCUGGCCAUUGUCUGUGCUCCUGCUUUACUCCCUGCCCAGAUAAUUCUUCAAGAGCUCCCCUAUAUAUAAUAUACAGCUAUACAAAUCAGUGUAACCUUGGUGCCUUGUGAAUUUGGGACCUUUCUCAGAUGUGGCUUCAAUUCCAACUUUUCCUACAGUUUUUUUUUUUCUAUAGUGGAGGAAUGGAGAUAACAUGUUUGCCUGUUCAUUAAAUGUUUUGGUGUAAAAUGUA
Centrocercus urophasianus (Greater sage-grouse) is the source of this 2452-nucleotide messenger RNA. Its product is annotated as dimethylaniline monooxygenase [N-oxide-forming] 3-like. Bases 565 to 2163 code for a protein of 532 amino acids. NCBI's taxonomy places the organism in Eukaryota, Metazoa, Chordata, Aves, Galliformes, Phasianidae. The transcript has 13 exons. The record is from RefSeq and is a predicted model, not a curated record. Gene Ontology annotation, molecular function: flavin adenine dinucleotide binding; N,N-dimethylaniline monooxygenase activity; NADP binding.